This is a messenger RNA of Mizuhopecten yessoensis (Yesso scallop), 1302 nucleotides long. Its product is annotated as acetylcholine receptor subunit alpha-like. NCBI's taxonomy places the organism in Eukaryota, Metazoa, Mollusca, Bivalvia, Pectinida, Pectinidae. The coding region runs from base 1 to 1302 and encodes 433 amino acids. The record is from RefSeq and is a predicted model, not a curated record. Gene Ontology annotation, cellular component: synapse; neuron projection; membrane. The transcript has a single exon. Gene Ontology annotation, biological process: signal transduction; chemical synaptic transmission; regulation of membrane potential. Gene Ontology annotation, molecular function: neurotransmitter receptor activity; transmembrane signaling receptor activity; extracellular ligand-gated monoatomic ion channel activity.
AUGGCAGUCCAAUGGGCAGUACAUAUUAUUUUGGCACUGGUGUCUGUGAUACCGGUCGCUCAGGCCAAGAACGGGGCUGACCUCAAAGAUUUACACGAUGAGUUAUUUAACAAGCGUUCGUACCCGAAGUUCAUUAUACCCCGUGCUGACGUGAAUAAGCCGAUAAUUAUAUCUGUAGCGUUCUAUUUACACGGAAUCAACUAUCUGGACGAGGUUGAAGGGAAACUCGUCACCACGGCACAUCUGGAGCUAGGAUGGAAUGAUACAUUCCUGACAUGGGAUAGAAGGGAUUUCAGUAACAUCUCUUAUUUCUACAUGCCUCAGUCCGAAGAUUGGAGACCGGACGUCUCAUUAUACAAUGGCUUCACCAAACUAAAAGAGCUUGGCGAUGACGUUAUUCUGGUGAAGGUAUAUUAUGAUGGUCGAAUGGAAUGGAAUCCGUUCGAAGUAUUCGAGACCAAGUGUGACAUCGCCAUAAAACGAUUCCCAUUCGACUGUCAAAAGUGCAAGCUGGUAUUAAGAAUGUGGACAUCAGGAGCAGAAGACGUUAAAUUUGGGUUAAGGGACUCGGUACUCAAUAUGGUAUCAUUCGAACCUAAUGGAGUGUGGGAUCUCCGCUCAUCCAAGAUUGAGCUGGAUCGAGGCAAUGCCAUCGUUUCUCUUGAACUUGACCGACGGCCGGAACAUUACUUACUGACUCUCAUCUGCCCCAUACUCUUACUGUCUUUUCUUUCCAUCUUUACAUUCGUCAUUCCCGUCGACAGUGGAGAGAAAAUGGGGUACAGCAUGACUGUCUAUCUGGCGUUUGCUGUUUUUCUUACGAUCGUCAGUUCUUCUCUACCGGUCAACUCCCGGGCCAUGUCCUACAUGGCCGUGUAUCUGAUCGGCCUACUAGAGAAGGGAACGUCUAUCGUUAUUGUCACUGCUGCUCAGGUUCGACUUCAUCACCGUCAAAGUAAUGUCGACCUACCUCCGAGCUUGCGGCGUGUCAUUAAUAUCAGUAGAGGAAUGUAUAUCUGUUCUGGAAGACGAGUGAAACCAAACAGGAUUGAUGUAACCAAGAAAACAUCAUCAAAAAAUGAUAAGUCGGAUAACAGCGUCCCUUUCUACCGAAACGUCAUAGCAGUGAAGGAGUGCCCAGACACCAGAUUGUCGUCGGACGCAAGCAGUGAGUACGAAGACAACGUAGAUGAGAUGUUUACAUGGGCCGACUUCUCUACGGCUCUAGACAGCUUCUUAUUUUGCUUCUUCUUCACUGUCGCCGUAGUUUUGACCGUUGUGUUUUUUACGGCAGCCCUCUAG